Molecule: messenger RNA, 735 nt
Organism: Spirometra erinaceieuropaei
Lineage: Eukaryota; Metazoa; Platyhelminthes; Cestoda; Diphyllobothriidea; Diphyllobothriidae
Source: the annotation of a GenBank genome assembly
AUGGUGUUUCAGCUGUACGAUGGCAUGAUGGCGCCUGUCACGGGCAAUGGAAUCGUAUCAGAGGCAUUUGCAAUGACCACCGGAGUGAAUCAGGCCUGCGUCCUCGAACGUACACUCUUCAGUCUCAUGUUCUCUGCCAAGCUCAUGGACGCCUAUCGUGACGAACGCCCCGGGAUCCGCGUCGCCUACAGGACGGACGGCCACCUCCUCAAUCAGCGGCGGAUGCACUUUCAGUCGAGUGCAUCCGCAACUUUCGUCCAUGAGCUCCUCUGCGCCGACGACUGCACUCUCAACGCCACCUACGAAGUGGACAUGCAAAGGAGCAUGGACCUUUUCGUCACCGCCAUUGACAACUUCAGCCUAAUCACCAACAUGGAGAAAUUGGUGGAUAUGCAUCAAAUGCCACCCAAUGCUGCCUACGUCGCACUCCACAUGAACGCAAACGGAACUCAAUUGCAAGCCGUGGACAAUAUCACCUAUCAGAGCAACAGCCUUCUCGCAACACCAAAAUCGACGAUAAAGUGGCCCACCGGAUUUCCUAGGCCAGCCAAGCCUUCGGUCGUCUGCAAAGUACCGGCCGGAAUCGACGCGGUCUCCACAUCAGCACCAAACUGGAGAUGUACAAAGCAGUCCUUCUGCCGACUCUGCUGUCUGGAGCGGAGACCUGGACAGUGUACAAGAAGCAGGCGCGGAAACUCAAUCAUUUCCACCUCAGCUGUCUUCGAUGGAUGUUGA